AUGUUCUUUGUAAAAGCACCAUCAAAAGUGAUUGGAUCAUUUAAGUAAAAAGCAUAAAUCUGUUUCCAAGAAAUUUAAAAAGAAAUAGAAGUAAACUAAUAGACUUUAAUUAUAGGCAUCCUACGAUAGAAUAAAUGAUUCUAUUGAUAAAAAGUUUGCACCAUCUGAUUUAAGUGAAGCUUUAAUAUCAGCGUCACCCUUUAACAUACUAUUUAAAGAAAUACCUUUUAAUCUGAACGAUUUAAAGGAUGAAUUAAUUAAGGAAAUUAGACCAAAAAUUGAGGCUAUAGUCUCGAUAGAAGUUUAAAAGAAAUAAUAAUAGACGAAUGAUAUGCAUUUAAUAUAAAUUUAAUAAAUUGAAUAGAAAUUUAAUAAGCUAUAAGAUGAAAAGCAAAAAGAAUAUUAUUAAAUGAUAAAGAUGAAGGAAGAAGAAAUUGAACAAAUUUAAAUUAAUUAAUAAAAAUACUAGGUAACAACUUAAAGUCAAUUUAAAUUCUAACUUAUAGAGACUAAUUCUAUCAAAUAAAUUGAUUAUUGUUGUGCUGUAGCUAUUAAUAAGGAUAAUUCACUUGUUGUAGCAGGGUGUGAAAAAAAAAUUAAAGUAUAUGAACUUAAACAAGGGAAACUCCAUUAAAUAUAACUUUUAACUGAACAUUCAGGUAGAGUAUUUACAUUGAACUUCAUGAAAUAAUCAAAUCAUUUUGUAUCUGGUAGUGCCGAUGAUUAAAUUAUAAUAUGGUAGAUGAUAUAAAAUAAUUAGUGGACUUGUUAAUAGAAAUUGAAUGGACAUGCUAGUUUUAUUUGGUGUUUAUUACUGAAUAAUAAUGAAGAUCUUAUUAUUUCUGGUAGUAAUGAUAAAUCUAUUAAAUUCUGGGAUAAAUAAAAAGGAUGGUUAUGUUAAUAAACCAUAAGUGAUCAUACGAAUUCUGUUUUAUCAAUUAGCUUGAAUACAUAGUAAGAUAAAUUGAUUUCCUGUUCUUAUGAUUCAUAAAUAUUAAUAAUUGAAAAAUCAUAGAAGGAGAAAACGUGGAAAACGAUAUAAAGCAUAAAAGUAGAUAAAUGGGGAUCUAGAUUGUGUUUUACUGAUAACAAUUAAUUCACAUUCUAACCUAAUUCUAAUGAAUAAAUGUAUGUAUAUGAGAUAAAUGGUGGUGAUAAAUAAUUUGUUAAGACCAAAGAAAUUAAAGUAUAUUCUGGAUCAAAUGGCUGUGAUUUGUUCUUUGUAUAAUAAUUCAUAAAAUAGAAAUGUCUAUUAGUGAAUAAGAAUGGUUUUUAUAUUAAUUUAAUAAGAAAGAAACAAAAUGGAGAGUUUAUAACUGAACAAAAAAUUUAAUUUAAUGAUAAUAGUAUUUUUGGAUCAAUCAGUGAGGAUGGAUAGUAUUUGAUAACAUGGGAUAGGAAUUAAAAGGAGAUUUAAAUAAGAAAAUUUCAUGAAGGAUGA
Molecule: messenger RNA, 1441 nt
Organism: Paramecium sonneborni
Lineage: Eukaryota; Ciliophora; Oligohymenophorea; Peniculida; Parameciidae
Source: the annotation of a GenBank genome assembly